This is a messenger RNA of Chinchilla lanigera (long-tailed chinchilla), 3567 nucleotides long. RefSeq names its product signal transducer and activator of transcription 3 (acute-phase response factor) (gene Stat3). The record is from RefSeq and is a predicted model, not a curated record. Bases 205 to 2517 code for a protein of 770 amino acids. Gene Ontology annotation, molecular function: DNA-binding transcription factor activity, RNA polymerase II-specific; RNA polymerase II cis-regulatory region sequence-specific DNA binding. Gene Ontology annotation, biological process: growth hormone receptor signaling pathway via JAK-STAT; regulation of cell population proliferation; response to peptide hormone. The transcript has 24 exons. Lineage: Eukaryota; Metazoa; Chordata; Mammalia; Rodentia; Chinchillidae.
CAGAGGCAGUGGGAGGAAGCUUCUGCGGGGUCAGCUCAGGAAAAUGAGAGCCCAGGCUCCUCUCCACCUCCGGGCCGGGCAGAGGAGCCUCCUGCCUCUGCCUCCUGAGUAGCUGGGAGGCUAGGCUUGCACACUGCGUCCCACUGGGCAGCACUGAGCUGGGCGAGGGCCCCGCAGGCGGCUGGGCAGGGCCGAGCCGGCAGCAUGGCGCAGUGGAACCAGCUGCAGCAGCUGGACACGCGCUACCUGGAGCAGCUGCACCAGCUGUACAGCGACAGCUUCCCCAUGGAGCUGCGGCAGUUCCUGGCGCCCUGGAUCGAGAGCCAGGACUGGGCGUACGCAGCCAGCAAGGAGUCGCAUGCCACGCUGGUGUUCCACAACCUCCUGGGUGAGAUUGACCAGCAGUACAGCCGCUUCCUGCAGGAGUCCAACGUCCUCUACCAGCACAACCUGCGCCGCAUCAAGCAGUUCCUGCAGAGCAGGUACCUGGAGAAGCCCAUGGAGAUCGCGCGCAUCGUGGCCCGGUGCCUAUGGGAAGAGUCCCGCCUCCUGCAGACGGCGGCCACCGCUGCCCAGCAAGGGGGCCAGGCCAGCCACCCGACGGCGGCCGUGGUGACGGAGAAGCAGCAGAUGCUGGAGCAGCACCUGCAGGACGUGCGCAAGCGGGUGCAGGACCUGGAGCAGAAAAUGAAAGUGGUGGAGAAUCUGCAGGACGACUUUGACUUCAAUUACAAAACCCUCAAGAGCCAGGGAGAUAUGCAGGACCUGAACGGGAACAGCCAGGCCGCCACGAGGCAGAAGAUGCAGCAGCUGGAGCAGAUGCUGACGGCACUCGACCAGAUGCGCAGGAGCAUCGUGAGCGAGCUGGCGGGGCUGCUGUCCGCCAUGGAGUAUGUGCAGAAGACACUCACGGACGAGGAGCUGGCCGACUGGAAGCGACGGCAGCAGAUCGCGUGCAUCGGGGGCCCCCCCAACAUCUGCCUGGACCGCCUGGAGAACUGGAUAACCUCGCUGGCGGAGUCGCAGCUGCAGACGCGGCAGCAGAUCAAGAAGCUGGAGGAGCUGCAGCAGAAGGUCUCCUACAAGGGCGAUCCCAUCGUGCAGCACCGACCCAUGCUGGAGGAGAGGAUCGUGGAGCUGUUCAGGAACCUGAUGAAGAGCGCCUUUGUGGUCGAGCGGCAGCCCUGCAUGCCCAUGCACCCCGACCGGCCCCUGGUCAUCAAGACUGGCGUCCAGUUCACCACCAAAGUCAGGCUGCUGGUCAAGUUCCCGGAGUUGAAUUAUCAGCUGAAGAUUAAAGUCUGCAUCGACAAGGACUCGGGGGAUGUGGCGGCUCUGCGCGGAUCCCGGAAGUUCAACAUCCUCGGCACCAACACGAAGGUGAUGAACAUGGAGGAGUCCAACAACGGCAGCCUCUCGGCGGAGUUCAAGCACCUGACGCUCAGGGAGCAGAGGUGUGGGAACGGGGGCCGCGCCAACUGUGACGCCUCCCUGAUCGUGACUGAGGAGCUGCACCUGAUCACCUUCGAGACCGAGGUCUACCACCAGGGCCUCAAGAUCGACCUGGAGACCCACUCCCUGCCUGUCGUGGUGAUCUCCAACAUCUGCCAGAUGCCCAACGCCUGGGCGUCCAUCCUGUGGUACAACAUGCUGACCAACAACCCCAAGAACGUGAACUUCUUCACCAAGCCCCCGAUCGGGACCUGGGACCAGGUGGCCGAGGUGCUGAGCUGGCAGUUCUCCUCCACCACCAAGCGCGGCCUGAGCAUCGAGCAGCUGACCACGCUGGCCGAGAAGCUCCUGGGACCGGGCGUGAACUACUCGGGGUGUCAGAUCACAUGGGCCAAGUUCUGCAAGGAGAACAUGGCCGGGAAGGGCUUCUCCUUCUGGGUGUGGCUGGACAACAUCAUCGACCUGGUGAAGAAGUACAUCCUGGCGCUGUGGAACGAAGGGUACAUCAUGGGCUUCAUCAGCAAGGAGCGGGAGCGCGCCAUCCUGAGCACCAAGCCGCCCGGCACCUUCCUGCUGCGCUUCAGCGAGAGCAGCAAGGAGGGCGGCGUCACCUUCACCUGGGUGGAGAAGGACAUCAGCGGCAAAACCCAGAUCCAGUCGGUGGAGCCGUACACCAAGCAGCAGCUGAACAACAUGUCGUUCGCGGAGAUCAUCAUGGGCUAUAAGAUCAUGGACGCCACCAACAUCCUGGUGUCCCCGCUGGUCUACCUGUACCCCGACAUCCCCAAGGAGGAGGCCUUUGGGAAGUACUGCCGGCCGGAGAGCCAGGAGCACCCGGAAGCCGACCCAGGUAGUGCCGCCCCAUACCUGAAGACCAAGUUCAUCUGCGUGACACCAACGACCUGCAGCAAUACCAUUGACCUGCCGAUGUCCCCCCGCACUCUAGAUUCCUUGAUGCAGUUUGGAAAUAACGGCGAAGGGGCCGAGCCCUCGGCGGGGGGGCAGUUUGAGACCCUCACGUUUGACAUGGAGCUGACCUCGGAGUGCGCUACCUCGCCCAUGUGAGGGCGGUGAGGAGGCGGCGGCAGCCCGGGCACCUCGCCCCCGCGCCCUCGAGCAGCCGAACCCCCAGAGCAUCUCCCAGCCUUGUGGUUCCAGAUCUUCUUUAAUCUCCUCCUCCUGCUAUCUCCGAGCAUCUGGCACUUUCCGAAGCAGAGACGCAGCGCGAGGUGUGGGUGACAGGCGCGUCAUCUCCCGGGCUGUGGGGCGCGGCAGGGGCCAGAGAAGCGAGUGUGCCCCCGCCGCCCCGCGCCGCCCUGCUGGCUGCCCCUCUGGGCUUGUCCUUCGCCAAGUGCCUCUGGUGCCAGCGGCCCCUCCCGCCUGCCGCCGCGCCUGGCCUCGCCCGUUAGCUGGCCAGUGUCCAGGUAGAAGCCACAGUGUCCACCCCGGGUUCCUUUCUAAAUGCAAAGUUGCUCUGCGGCACCCUCCCCGCAUCCCUAAGACUCCAUGCCCAGCGCCCAGCUGUCCACGGCUGGCCGGCCAGGGACUCGGGAGACCGACCGCUGCAGAGCCGACCCUUAGGGACCCUGAAUCCAAGCUGGGGCGCAGUCUCGGGUUUGAACGAGGGCAGCUCGACGGGGCUGACUGCCCGGGACCCUGCUCAGCCGCCUUCUCCCCAGGGCUUCGCCCCGGCUCUGCCUGCUGGAGCCAGCUCCUCUCGGGGCCUCCCGGCCUGGCUCACCUGGCCUCAGUCCCACCCGCUGCCUGUUGGCCGUGUCCUGCCCUGGGUUGUGCUUUAGGAUCCAGGCCCCAGCACCUCUGGGCAGGUGAUGGCAGACUCGCUGGGGCUCUGCCCCCGCUUCCUCGUGGCUUCCAGAGAGGCCUCUUCCUCUCCCGCCAGCACGGGGCAACCUCGGGGCUACGCCCCAGGGCCCGCAGACACUAGCCAAGCUGGGGGUCGGGCGCACCCUCCUGUGCCCGUGGUCAGCGCGUGUCACCAUGCCUGGGACGCUUGGCAGUGGGCAGGGAGAGCUGAGGGCGUGGCUGGCCCUGCUCUCGGUGUGUUGAUUUCUAGGCCAAGCGGCGGGGAGGUGACCCCGGGAGCCGAAGUGGGAA